Messenger RNA from Megalobrama amblycephala (Wuchang bream), 4117 nucleotides. Its product is annotated as NACHT, LRR and PYD domains-containing protein 3-like. NCBI's taxonomy places the organism in Eukaryota, Metazoa, Chordata, Actinopteri, Cypriniformes, Xenocyprididae. The record is from RefSeq and is a predicted model, not a curated record. Gene Ontology annotation, molecular function: protein binding. Bases 101 to 3535 code for a protein of 1144 amino acids. The transcript has 10 exons.
AACGAAACCAAAAGUUUGCAUUUGGUGAGACGCCAUUUCAGAUUGCUGAACCAAAGACUACAAGUUCUAUCAUAUUUAUUGGAGAGCACCGCUUGUCAAAAUGAGUCUCUCUGAGGAGAGAGAGGAGGGAGAUCCUGUUCAGAACCAGAGAGCAACAUCUCCAGAGCCCAGCUGUGUGUCUAUGAAAAGUGAUGAAUCCAUGAGAAUCCCUGUCACCUUCAGUGAUGGAAAAGUGAUCUUCAACCCGAGGAGAGCAAAACUUGUCAAAAUGAGUCUCUCUGAGGAGAGAGAGGAGGGAGAUCCUGUUCAGAACCAGAGAGCAACAUCUCCAGAGCCCAGCUGUGUGUCUAUGAAGAGUGAUGAAUCCAUGAGAAUCCCUGUCACCUUCAGUGAUGGAGAAGUGAUCUUCAACCCCAGAGAUGAUCAGACUGGAGAACUGCAGGAUUCUCACCUACCAAAAGAUGAUGAACUACAGAAAGCCAAAGACCAACACAAAACCAGCAUGAAGAACAAGAAUGAGAGCUUAUUUGAGGGAAUCAAACUACAAGAGAAUCAAACUCUUCUGAACAGGAUCUACACACAGCUGUACAUCAUAGAGGGAGAAAGUGAAAAGGUGAAUGAAGAACAUGAGGUUUUGCAUAUGGAGAAAACUCCCAGAACACAACCCUCACAAGACAUUCCAAUCAGCUGCAAUGACAUCUUUAAACCUUUGGCUGAACCAGGAUGUGAGCAGAAAGACAAAAUAAAAGUUGUUCUUACUAAAGGCAUUGCUGGAAUUGGAAAAACCGUCUCUGUGCAGAAGUUCAUUCUGGACUGGGCUGAGGGAAAAGCCAAUCAGGAUGUAGAUUUCAUGUUUGUGCUUGCAUUUCGGGAGAUAAACUUGAUUAAAGAAGAUCAGUACAGUCUUCACAGACUUCUGGUUGACUUCAAUCCUGAACUUCAAAAUCUGGACUCAAAGAUUUAUGAGGAGUGCAAAGUUGUGUUCAUCUUUGAUGGUCUGGAUGAAAGCAGAAUUACACUGAUGUUUUCAGACAGUGAGAAAGUUUCUGAUGUAAAUGAGUCUUCAUCAGUGGGUGUGUUGAUGUCAAACCUCAUAAGAGGAGAGCUGCUUCCCUCUGCUCACAUCUGGAUCACCUCCAGACCAGCAGCAGCCAAUCAGAUCCCCUCCAAAUACAUCAACCGUGUGACAGAAAUUCAAGGAUUCAGUGACCCUCAGAAGGAAGAAUAUUUCAGGAAAAAAAUUAAUGAGGAGCAUCAAGCCAGCAGAAUCAUCUCACACAUUCGAAGAUCAAGAAGCCUCCACAUCAUGUGCCACAUACCCGUCUUCUGCUGGAUCUCAGCCAAUGUGCUUCAAAACCUCCUGAAACAAGAUGACAGUGUAGAAAUCCCUCAAACUCUGACUGAAAUGUACAUCCACUUCCUACUCAUUCAGAUAAACACAAGGAAUCAGAAGUAUGAAGAGAGAGAUCCAAAGAAACUCUUGCAGUCCAACAGAGAAGUGAUUUUGAAACUUGCUGAACUGGCUUUCAAACAGUUGAUGAAGGGCAAUGUUAUGUUUUAUGAGGAGGAUCUAAGUGAGUGUGGCAUAGACAUCACUGAUGCCUCAGUGUAUUCUGGGAUUUUCACUGAGAUCUUUAGGGAGGAAUCUGUGAUUCAUCACAGGAAAGUCUACUGCUUCAUACAUCGGAGCUUUCAAGAGUUUCUAGCAGCUUUAUGUGUAUUUUACUCCCAUCUAAUGAAGAAAAUGGAAUCAUUGCAGUUUUUUCUGGAUAACAAAACUGAGAGCUACACAUCUAAGCCAAAGUCUUUGUGUGAGCUUCUAAAAUCUGCAGUUACUAAAACUCUUCAGAGUAAUAAUGGUUACCUGGAUCUUUUUCUGCGGUUCCUGUUGGGCAUCUCACUGGAGUCUAAUCAGAGACUCUUAGAGGAUCUACUGACACAUACAGAAAAAAGCUCAGAGACCAUCAGAGAAACCACACAGUACAUUAAAGACAAAAUUAAGGAAAGUUAUGGUCUAUUAGCUGACAGAUCCAUCAGUCUGUUCUUCUGUCUUCUUGAAGUAAAUGAUCAGACUCUGUACAGAGAGAUUCAGGAGUUUGUGAAAUCGGGUGAACAUUCAGAGAAUAAACUCUCCCCUGGUCACUGCUCAGCAAUAACCUACAUUCUUCAGAUGUCAGAGGAAGUACUGGAUGAAUUUGAUCUCAUGAAAUACAACACAUCAAAUGUGGGUAGAAGGAGACUAAUACCAGCUGUGGUUAACUGCAGAAAAGCUCUACUUGUUGGGUGUAAUCUUUCUGAUCAGCACUGUGAAAGUUUGUCUUCAGCUCUGCGAUCAUCAAACUCCCGUCUGACAGAGCUGAACCUGAAUAACAAUAACCUGCAGGAUUCAGGAGUGAAGCUACUCUCUGUUGGACUGAAGAGUUCAGACUGUCAACUGAACAUACUGAGAUUGACAGGUUGUAGAUUGACUGGUGAGUGCUGUGAAAGUCUGUCUUCAGCUUUACAGUCAUCGAACUCCCAUCUGAGAGAGCUGGACCUCAGUAACAAUAGCCUGCAGGAUUCAGGAGUAAAGCAGCUGUCUGUUGGACUGAAGAGUUCACAUUGUCAACUGAACAUACUGAGAUUGGUCACCUGUAAUAUCACUGGUCAGUGCUGUGACAGUUUGUCUUCUGCUCUACAAUCAUCAAACUCGCAUCUGAGAGAGCUGGACCUGAGUAACAAUGACCUGCAGGAUUUAGGAGUGAAGCGGCUGUCUGCUGGACUGGAGAGUUCACACUGUCAACUGAACAUACUGAGAUUGUCUGGCUGCAUGGUGACAGAGGAGGGCUGUUGUUAUCUGUCUUCAGCUCUAAAAUCCUCACACUUGACAGAACUGGAUCUGAGCUACAAUCACCUAGGACAUUCAGGAGUCAAGCUGCUGUCUGAUAGACUGAACCAUUCAAGCUGCACAUUGGACAAACUUAAUGUGGAUCAUGGAGGAGAGUUGAGGAUUACAGCAGGACUACACAAAUAUGCCUGUGAUCUCACACUGGAUCCAAACACAGCACACACUUGCCUCAUUUUAUCUGAGAAGAACAGAAAGGUGACAAAUGUGGAAGAGUAUCAAUCGUAUCCUGAUCAUCCAGAGAGAUUUGAUGGGUGUCCUCAGGUUCUUUCUAGAGAAAGUCUGUCUGAACGCUGUUACUGGGAGGCUGAAUGGAGUGGAAAUGCUAUUAUAUCAGUGACAUAUAAAGGAAUCAGAAGAAAAGGAGGAAGUUGUUCCUGUGAAUUUGGAUACAAUAAAAACUCCUGGAGUCUAAUAUGCUUUAAUAACAGAUUUACUGUUUGGCACAAUCUUAUUUCCAUUGACAUAUGUGUUCCUUCACACUCCUGUAGAAGAGUUGGAGUGUAUGUGGAUUUGUCAGCUGGCAUUCUGUCCUUCUACAGUGUCGCUGACACAAACACACUCACUCAUUUGCACACAUUCAACAACACAUUCACUGAGUCUCUCUAUGCUGGAUUUACAGUUUUUGAUUCUGUGUCUCUGUGUCAGUAAGUAAAAAGAGAACAGCACAGUGUAAGAGUCACAGCACAGAUCAGCAUGGUGUAUGUCAUUUGCGUUUGUGUGAGUAUAUGUGUGUGUGUGUGUGUUUGUGUGUUUGAGUGUAUUUUAAGUGCAAUUACAAAGCAAUUACUUGGUUUGGUCAAACUCUGAAACAUGAAAUGUGGAGUUAUCUGCUUUUGCCAAAAAACAAACUUUUAAUAUGGAAAAAAAAAAAAAAAACAUUUUCAAUGAACCUUAAUCUUUUAAGUUACUUGUAUUUUUUGGAGUUAUUAUUACUUAAUCAAAACAACCCAACUGCAGUUUGAUUGAUAUUACUUUGAAUGCACAAUAAAAAAUGGAGUUAUGUUUUUGCAAAUUAACUCUUCAAAUGUUCUGUUUAACACAAGCGAGUUUAUAUUUGUUUCUUAUUUAUUUGGUUCCACAGUGUUUGCUGUUUUUCAGUUUUUUAUUUAAAUUUUGUGCAAGUUAUUUGUUAUUUUAUAUUAGGCCUAUAGCAUGAUAUAUGCCAUGCUUAUUCGCUUUAAUUAAGCUGUCUUAUUCCUUUUGUUAAUAAAAGUUAUCUGUUUAAUAUAA